CUUUACCCAUUUCCCCUAAAAAUGCCUAAAUCUUAAACUCUAAUUUUCCCUAAAAUCCCCGUCUCCUUCGCAACUCCUCGACGACGGCAUCCAGUACCCCAACGACGGCACUCCACUCCAGUAGUCCAGUCGGCAGUCUCCAGACUCCACUCUGCUCCUCCUCCUCUUGCAUCUCCCGACAAUGAAGACCAAGACAAGAAUGAUAGGAAGAGUAAGAGAAAAUGGGGGGAGUAGAUUUUUAGUCCAGCUAUGCUCCUCCCCCUCCACCUCUUCAUGCGCCGCUGAUGUUCAAACAUUGAUAAGCGUUCAUGGCAAGUCUGGCUUCCACAUUGACCCAUACCAUGGUGAACAGGCUGCUGAGCUCUCGGUUGAUUUCUUUGAGAAGUCCAAGAUGGAUCCUUCCCACUGGGAAACCAUCUCAGCUGGCGGGUUGAAACGUAUCCAGGAGAAGUACACAUGGCAGAUCUAUUCAGACAGGCUGUUGACGCUGGCGGCUGUUUAUGGAUUCUGGAAACACGUUUCCAAGCUGGACCGCCUGGAGAUCCGUCGCUAUCUGAAAAUGUUUUAUGCUCUCAAAUACCGCAAGUUGGCGGAGGCUGUGCCAUUGGCAGAGGAGUAAAGAAGAAGAUGAAGAAGGAAGAGAGGCUGAAUGAAUAAGUUAAAAAAAAAAAAAAAAAAAACCUAUUUCAUUGUAUUUCAAGAGGCUGCUUCUGUUUAACGAAUGAUUCUCGUUUGUUUUGUAAUUUUGUUUUGUUUUGAUUUGCUUUUCAAUUUCCCUGUAUUGUGUGUAGGAAGAAGAUUGGAAAUUUGAAAAUUGAAAAUUGUUGGCAUAA
Messenger RNA from Ipomoea triloba (trilobed morning glory), 833 nucleotides. RefSeq names its product sucrose synthase-like. NCBI's taxonomy places the organism in Eukaryota, Viridiplantae, Streptophyta, Magnoliopsida, Solanales, Convolvulaceae. The record is from RefSeq and is a predicted model, not a curated record. Gene Ontology annotation, molecular function: sucrose synthase activity. The transcript is spliced from 4 exons. Gene Ontology annotation, biological process: sucrose metabolic process. Bases 182 to 619 code for a protein of 145 amino acids.